CAUCCACGAUUCUCUGCUUUGUAAAUCCAUCAUCUACCUUGACUGUUCCAAAAUUUUCAAGACGACACAUUUUUGACUUCGACUGAAAGCUUUGCAAAGUUCCUUCUAGCUGUACUUACCACCUUGAGCGACGUUCUAAGCGCUCCCGCAUUUCUUUAGUCUGCACCAGGAGUGGUAGACACGAGUUAAUACUGCUAGAAAGUCUUGCUCGGAGGCAAGACUUUCACCUAUAAUCCUUCACAAUUCCUUCAGAACUACCUGUUCGUGACGCUGCGAAGCUGGCAAAGCGUAGAGCGUCCUGCGACCAAGCAGCAACUCCGCCGGAGAAGAAGAUCAUGACGGACUCCAAUAUGCAGCUUGAUAACCCCCAGGAAACGGUGGAGAAGAUCAAACAGGGAGACAUCGAUGAGUCUCUGUACAGUCGUCAACUGUACGUCCUCGGCCACGAGGCUAUGAAGCGUAUGGGCUCUUCGAAUGUUCUUGUUGUUGGUCUGAAGGGUCUUGGUGUGGAGAUUGCCAAGAACAUUGCCCUUGCCGGUGUGAAAUCCCUCACGCUAUACGAUCCUGCCCCAGUCGUUAUCUCCGACCUAUCCUCACAGUUCUUCCUUCAACCACAAGAGGUCGGGAAACCAAGGGCCGAGGUAACAGCUCCGAGGGUCGCAGAGCUGAACUCGUACGUGCCUGUUACUGUUCAUAAGGGUAGCAACUUGGUGGAUGAUCUCGAGCAACUGAAACAGUAUCAGGCAGUGGUUCUCACUACGACCCCUCUGAAGGAACAGCUUGCUAUCGCUGACUUCUGCCACAAGAACGGCAUCUAUAUCACCAUCACCGACACAUUUGGCCUGUUUGGAUACAUCUUCAAUGAUUUUGGGAAGAACUUCACCGUUGGAGAUGCUACGGGCGAAGAGCCAGUCAGCGGUAUCGUUGCCGACAUUGACGAAGAUGGCUUGGUUUCUGCAUUGGACGAGACUCGCCAUGGCCUCGAAGACGGGGAUUACGUGACAUUUACUGAAGUCAAGGGUAUGGAAGGGCUGAACAAUUGCGACCCACGGAAAAUCACUGUCAAGGGUCCUUAUACAUUCUCAAUUGGGGACGUCUCGGGCCUAGGCACGUAUCAAGGCGGUGGUAUCUUCACGCAGGUUAAGAUGCCUAAGUUCGUCGACUUCGAGCCAUUCAGCGAGCAACUCAAGAAGCCUGAGGUCAUGGUCUCUGACUUUGCCAAGUUCGACCGGCCACAGCAGCUACACAUCGGAGUUCAAGCGCUCCACAAAUUCGCCGAAGCUCAUGAUGGUCAAUUCCCUCGGCCUCACAAUGACAGUGAUGCCCAGGAAGUGAUUAAGAUUGCGAAUGAACUUGCAUCAAGCCAAGAAGAGAAGGUGGAAUUGGACGAGAAAAUUAUUAGAGAGCUGAGCUACCAGGCUCGCGGAGAUCUCAACCCUUUGGCCGCUUUCUUUGGAGGUGUUGCAGCUCAGGAAGUUCUGAAAGCCGUCUCCGGAAAGUUCAAUCCCAUUCAUCAAUGGCUCUACCUUGACUCCUUGGAGUCGCUGCCGACAUCUGUCACCCGUUCCGAAGAGAGCUGUAAGCCACUUGGCACUCGCUACGACGGGCAAAUUGCUGUCUUCGGCAAGGAAUUUCAAGACAAGAUCGCCAAUCUCACUCAAUUCCUUGUUGGUGCGGGAGCUAUUGGGUGUGAGACUUUGAAGAACUGGGCCAUGAUGGGCCUUGGAACUGGUCCCAAGGGCAAGAUCUUCGUCACCGACAUGGAUCAGAUCGAAAGGAGCAACCUCAACAGACAAUUCCUGUUCCGCUCUAAAGACGUUGGGAAGCUCAAGAGUGACUGCGCUUCUGCUGCGGCACAGGCGAUGAACCCCGACCUUAACGGUAAAAUCGUGACACUUCGAGACCGAGUAGGACCCGACACCGAACACAUUUUCAACGAAGAAUUUUGGGAAGCUCUGGAUGGCGUGACCAACGCCCUGGACAACGUUGACGCAAGAACUUAUGUUGAUCGUCGCUGUGUUUUCUUCCGCAAACCUCUUCUUGAAAGCGGUACCCUUGGUACGAAGGGCAACACUCAGGUCAUUCUGCCCCAUAUCACCGAAUCCUACUCGAGCUCUCAGGAUCCCCCAGAAAAGUCGUUCCCGAUGUGCACAUUGAAGAGCUUCCCCAACAGAAUUGAACACACAAUUGCCUGGGCACGGGAUCUCUUCCAGACCUUCUUUGUCGGGCCCCCUGAGGCUGUGAACCUGUAUCUGUCCCAGCCGAAUUACAUCGAGCAGACGCUCAAGCAGGCUGGAAAUGAGAAGCAAACUUUGGAGCACCUCCGGGACUUUUUGGUAACCAACAAGCCAGCUUCCUUUGAUGAUUGCAUUGUCUGGGCUCGCCAGCAGUUUGAGGCCCAGUACAACAAUGCAAUUCAGCAACUUCUCUACAACUUCCCCCGGGACUCCAAGACCUCUUCCGGUCAACCUUUCUGGUCUGGGCCGAAGCGAGCCCCAACGCCCCUCAAGUUCGAUAGCUCGAACCCAACUCACCUAGCCUUCAUCGUUGCCGGCGCAAAUCUCCACGCCUUUAACUAUGGAAUCAAGAACCCCGGGGUAGACAAAGAGUACUACAGAAAGGUUGUGGACAACAUGAUCAUUCCUGAAUUUACACCAAGUUCCGGCGUCAAGAUUCAGGCCGAUGAGAAUGAGCCCGACCCGAAUGCUCAGCAGUCUUCGUCCCUUGAUGACAGUCAAGAGACUCAGCGCCUCGUUGAGUCGCUGCCUUCUCCCGAAUCCCUCUCCGGAUUCCGCUUGAACCCCGUUGAAUUUGAGAAGGAUGACGAUACAAACUACCACAUCGACUUCAUCACCGCCGCUAGCAACCUCCGCGCGGACAACUAUGAUAUUCCCCAGGCCGACCGCCACAAAACCAAGUUUAUUGCCGGUAAGAUCAUUCCGGCCAUUGCCACAACUACCGCAUUGGUGACAGGCUUGGUUGCUCUGGAGCUGUACAAGAUCAUCGAUGGCAAGGAUGAUAUUGAGCAAUACAAGAACGGCUUCGUGAACCUCGCUCUCCCGUUCUUUGGCUUCAGUGAGCCCAUAGCCAGUCCAAAGGGCACGUAUAUGGGCAAGCAAGGUGAGGUGACCAUUGAUCGACUUUGGGACCGUUUCGAACUCGACGACAUUCCUCUACAAGACUUCCUCAAGCAUUUCUCAGACCUGGGCUUGGAGAUUAGCAUGGUCAGCUCCGGCGUCAGUCUGCUGUAUGCCAGUUUUUACGCCCCAUCUAAGCUCAAAGACCGACUUCCUUUGAAGAUGAGCAAGCUCGUGGAGCAUAUUAGCAAGAAGCCUAUCCCGGAUCACCAGAAGAACGUCAUUUUUGAGGUGACUGCAGAGGAUCAAAACGAGGAGGAUGUUGAAAUUCCCUACGUUAUGCACUCAGUAAGCAAAAACGUCAUUGUCCCCCGCACCCCAAUUCAGUGGUCCAUCAAGAUAGCAACCCAUUAUCUAUUAAAGGCGUCAUUUCCUCUCUUUUUCCCCGGAAGCUCCAAUAUCCUCAGACAACCUAUCUUUCCAAUCCGCAACAUGGCCACAGGCAUUACAGGUAAAAUUACCGAUUGGGUGGACCCCAAAGACAAGUCCGGCGAAUUCAAGCGGCAGCAAUCGGUUUUCCGCAACUUCAUCUCCAGGCAGCCUGGCGCUCAAUUUCCUCCGGAGAAAGAUCGCUAUCAUCUUUAUGUCUCAUAUGCCUGUCCUUGGGCACACCGGACAUUGAUCACCCGGAAGCUCAAGGGUCUUGAGGAUAUCAUCUCGUUUACAUCCGUCCACUGGCAUUUGGGCGAAAAUGGCUGGCGCUUUGCAAAAGCCGACGAAGAGGUUGCAGGAGAGAACGUCACCCCAGACCCGUUGCAUCCUGAUUUCACGCAUCUGCGUGCCAUAUACUUCUCCAAUGAUCCCAGUUAUACUGGCAGAUUCACCGUCCCAGUGCUAUUCGAUAAAAAGACGCAACGGAUCGUGAGCAAUGAGAGCGCUGAGAUCAUUCGCAUGUUCUACUACGAAUUCGAUGAUCUCCUUCCCGAAAAAUACAGGAAGGUAGACCUGUAUCCUCCCGCUCUCCGAAGCGAGAUCGACGCCACCAACGACUGGAUCUACAACGACGUCAACAACGGGGUCUACAAGUCUGGUUUCGCGACGACCCAAGAAGCCUACGAGAAGGCUGUGACAACCCUCUUCACCUCCCUCGACAGGAUCGAAGCCCAUCUCUCAAAAGACGCCAACUCCCCGUACUUCUUCGGCUCAUCCAUCACCGAGGUCGAUAUCCGACUUUUCACGACCAUCAUCCGCUUUGACCCUGUCUACGUGCAGCAUUUCAAGUGCAACAUCCGUGAUAUUCGCUCCGGCUACCCAGCCAUUCAUCGCUGGGUGCGUCACCUUUACUGGGAUGUUCCCGCAUUCCGGGAGACGACGGAUUUUGAGCACAUUAAGAAACACUAUACAAAGAGUCAUAAGCAGAUCAAUCAGUUCGCUAUUACUCCUGUCGGGCCGGUCCCAGAUAUUCUUCCUAAAGACGAAGAAGUGAGAGCCGUUGCUGCACGACAGUAAAUGAAGGAUCUAUUACUGUAUUUGAUGGACAAUCUUAUGGGAAUACGUGCCACAGCAUACUCCAAAUUGGAUAGAAUAAUUCAAGUCUGUUUGACAGAUAAUCUAUUUCUGUUGUUAUCUGAGUCAGAGCCGACGCUGUGGAGCGUGAACUGUAGAUACAUUGUUCCAGAUUU
Molecule: messenger RNA, 4759 nt
Organism: Aspergillus novofumigatus IBT 16806
Lineage: Eukaryota; Fungi; Ascomycota; Eurotiomycetes; Eurotiales; Aspergillaceae
Product: ubiquitin-activating enzyme E1
Exons: 11
Coding region: 336-4586 (1416 amino acids)
Biological process (GO): protein modification process
Cellular component (GO): cytoplasm
Molecular function (GO): glutathione transferase activity; ubiquitin-like modifier activating enzyme activity
Source: RefSeq, a predicted model, not a curated record